Messenger RNA from Monoraphidium neglectum, 641 nucleotides. RefSeq lists its product as hypothetical. The record is from RefSeq and is a predicted model, not a curated record. Lineage: Eukaryota; Viridiplantae; Chlorophyta; Chlorophyceae; Sphaeropleales; Selenastraceae. The annotation marks the transcript as partial. The transcript has a single exon.
GCCGCCUGCUGACGUUUGAUGACGUCACUUCGUCCCUCGCAGCCGGCCCCGCCCCAGUCAUCACCUCUGGCGGCCUGACCUUCACCGGCGCAUCCGCGGUCGCCGCCCCCGCGCUCCCCGUGGCCCUCCGCGCCGGCGUCGCCUCCGCGCCCGUCGCGCUGACCAAUACGCCCGCCCUCCCCGGCAGCGGCGACGGCGCGAUCGCCUUUGCGCCUGCCGACGGCGCGCCGUUCACGCCGCUCGCGAUGAUCUUGACCGAGGCGCCGGACGCCGCGUUGACCGCGUCCCUCGGGCUCCCCAGCACCGGGGAGGGCCGCGUUGUGAUCUCGUGCUUCGGGGCGGCCGGCGCUCAGCUGGCGGCGGGGACGGUGCGGCUGCUGGACGGCACGCCGGGGCGCAUCACGUUCCCGCCUACUUGCGCAGGCGCGCUCCGCGUCACUGUCGCGCCGGCGGUGAGCACAACCAGGCUCGUGCUGGACGACCUGGCAGUGACGAGCGGCGGCGCCGCCCCCGCCGCCGGCACUGCCGGGAAGCGGCGGCGGCGGCGGCAGCGGAGGCUGCGGGAGCGGCGCGGCGCCGGCGCCGGCGCCGGCGGCGCUGCGCGGCGGCUGCUGCUGGCGGAGGAAUGGGUGGUGGAGUGA